CAUUAACAGUCGAUCCUGCUGGUUCUCAGACGGAUACAGCAUGCGUGUCCAUUCUAGAUGAAUGCUCGGCCACAUUUGAAGAUGGUAAAUUUGAUGACUGGGACAACCUUCUGAAGUACGAGUCCUGUGUGGAAGACGUGGAAUGUCCGAACGACGUGGCCGGGACAGAUCUCAGGACAUCGUUGCAAGAGAAAAUCGAAUCGAUGAAGCAAAAUUGGGGACGUGACUGGGACAUCAUCAACUCUGUGCCUCGCCAGCUUAUAUCAGUUAUGGCCCUUGCAGCUCCAGUGUUUGCUAUCGUGAGGUACUGUUACCACUAG
Messenger RNA from Candidula unifasciata, 320 nucleotides. The record is from the annotation of a GenBank genome assembly. NCBI's taxonomy places the organism in Eukaryota, Metazoa, Mollusca, Gastropoda, Stylommatophora, Geomitridae.